Penicillium daleae is the source of this 1845-nucleotide messenger RNA. Its product is annotated as ENTH domain protein. Lineage: Eukaryota; Fungi; Ascomycota; Eurotiomycetes; Eurotiales; Aspergillaceae. Gene Ontology annotation, biological process: clathrin coat assembly; clathrin-dependent endocytosis; vesicle budding from membrane. The record is from RefSeq and is a predicted model, not a curated record. Gene Ontology annotation, molecular function: SNARE binding; phosphatidylinositol-4,5-bisphosphate binding; 1-phosphatidylinositol binding. Bases 1 to 1845 code for a protein of 614 amino acids. The transcript is spliced from 5 exons. Gene Ontology annotation, cellular component: clathrin-coated pit; clathrin-coated vesicle.
AUGACCAACUUCGAGAAGUCGGUAAAGGGGGCUACUAAGCUCAAGCUUGCGGCCCCUAAAUCUAAAUACGUCGAAACAAUCUUGGUGGCGACUCAUACCGGCGAAGCAGGUGUCGCAGAGAUCUUUCGGACGCUCCAGCAUAGGCUCCGAGACUCAGCAUGGACAAUUGUGUUUAAGGCGCUCAUCAUCGUUCAUCUUAUGAUUCGAGAGGGCCAGCAGGAUGCAGCGCUGUCGUAUCUUUCGGACAACCCCAAGAAGAUUGCUCCCAGUAACUUUUCCGAAGCGCAAUCACAGGGACAUAACAUCCGGCGAUAUGCCGAGUAUCUCAUGACGCGCGCUAAAGCGUUCAACGCCACCCAGACCGACUACGUGCGGAGCGGACCCGGACGUUUGAAGCGAUUGAGUGUGGAUAGAGGUCUUUUGCGAGAAACGGAGGUUGUGCAGAAGCAAAUUCGUGCGUUGCUGCGAUGUGAUCUUUUGACAGAUGAACCCGAGAACGAGAUCAGUUUGACUGCAUUCCGCCUCCUGACACUCGACCUUUUGACGCUUUACUCUGUUAUGAAUGAGGGAACCAUCAAUGUAUUGGAGCAUUACUUUGAAAUGUCAAGGCCGGAUAGUGAACGUGCCUUGUCAAUCUACAAGACAUUCACAACACAGACGGAGGAAGUCGUACAGUUCUUGGGAGUUGCACGGCACUUCCAGUCCGCCACCCGGCUGGAGAUUCCGAAGCUCAAGCAUGCUUCCACCGACUUGGCGCGCCUGCUCGAAGAUGACUUGAAUGAUCCGGACUUUGACCUUCGCCGGCGAGAAUACUUGGCUGGGAAAGGCAUCAAGAAGGCGGGGCGCGCGCCGACUUCUGGCGCCGGGUCUGGCUUCGCGGAGGCUUCCUCCAACGACAAAUCCCAGCCCGUGUCAAACCCGCCCAAGCAGCCUGAAACGCAGAAGCAAGCUCCUACGGAUUUGAUCGAUUUCUUUGACUCCAUCGAACAGAAUCAACAAUCAAUGGCUCAACCCGGGGGAAUGCCGUAUCAACAAACGGGCUUCCAGCAGCAACAGCCACAACAGGCUUUCUAUCCCCAACAGGCUGGUUUCCCUCAGCAGCCCCAAGCCACCGGAUACGGUCAGCAGAAUCAAUAUGGCCAAGCCUUCCCUCAGCAAAACACUGGCAAUCCCUUCGGCCAGCAGCAAAUACAGUCGCAGCCGCAGCCGCAGCCGCUCCAAUCGAUGCCCACUGGGGCUGGGUUUGGUGGAUAUACCGCGCAGCCACAGUCCUAUGGGUUCCAGUCACAGCUAGGUCCUAUUCCGCAAAAUGCGGUUCCUUCAUUCUCCCAGCAGCCUCAACAGCCGCAACAGCCCCAGGCGUUGCAGCCACAGCAUACUGGCACCAAUCCGUUCCGGCAAUCAAUGCUGUUGAAUAACCCCACGGGUGGUGCGCAACCUGCCCCUGCCGCCCCUCUUCAACGGCAGAACACAAACCCCUUCGCGAAACGCCUUUCUAUGGCGCAGCCGAACUUUAAUCAGGGAGCGGCCGAGCCCGUGCCCCAGGUUCCUCAAGUUCCCCAGAUCCCCCAAGCGCAAGCACAGCCCCAGGCACUCCAGCCCCAGCGCACAGGAACCAACCCAUUCGCCCGGAGCUCGCCCGUGCCCCCUCAGAAUGGGGGAUUGCAGCCUCCAGCCGCAGCGCCUCUGCAACCCAACCCGACUGGAAGCACCAAUCCCUUCCGGCAGAGUCAGUUCAUCAACCAACAGACUGGCCAAGGGUGGCAGACUGGGCAAAAUGGUACAAUGGGUGGGCUAGAGCAGAUGGAAACAGUCCCUAUCUUCCCACGACCGGGCAUGGCCUAA